AUGCAAAAAUACGGGAUGUUUUGUGAGUGUGUGUGUGUCCCGGAGGUUGUCUCUAGAAUGGCUUUCGUUGGCGAGAACCGAACGAAACAACAAGUCGUCGAGGAGUCCAACGGUGCCCACUACUCGUGCAACUCGGAUGAAGACACUGAAGAGGCCAGUGAAACAGACAUUGCUAAAGGAGAUCAGGAUGCAGAAGCAAGAGAAGAUUAUCAACUAGAAAAGCAACUUCAGAUUUACAAAGAACAAUUGCAACAACUUCGAGAUGGCACAAACCCUGACUACCUAAGGCGAGUAUCAAAACUGGAAAAAGCGAUGAAUUUGACUAUUGCUUGUGCAGAUGCAUUUCACGAUUAUCAACUUGGCAUUGUGGAGAGAGAAUACUUGCAGGAGAAGGAGGCUGUAAAGAAAGAAUUUGAGAUCAAAAAAGUUGAAUUGAAAGAAAAUCUAAUACAUGAACUAGAAGAGGAAAAGAAGAAAAUCGAAAUGGAACGACAAACAAUGGAAAUGACAGGAGACACGAGUGAAGUAAAGCCAGUAAUAACAAGGAAGCUGAGGCGGCGACCCAAUGAUCCUCCACCAGCACAAGACAAGAGGCCUAAAAGAGCUACAGAGAUUUCGCAGCUUCUAGAUGAAGAAGACAUAAUGGAUGAUUUGAGAGUCAUUUUCAAAGGUCACACAUUCCCCAACUACAAACGGACAACUCCAGCUGUGCCUCUUACAACAUCUCCACAAGGGUUUUUACCAGAACAGUCUGCUAAUGUGGCACUCUAUGAUGCUCGAAUUGAUGAGAACAAACUUAUCUAUGAACGGAAAGUGUAUCAACGUGGGCAGCAGAUUAUUUUGGAGUCAAAGGAGACAGGCAAAGUAAAUUGUGUAAUUCAUACUGUUGGACAAGCUGAGAUUAUCGUUAAGAAGAACAUGGAUCAGAUGAAAUUACGCAUAUUUUUGUCACAGCUUCGUAGCGGAAAGUACAUCAUCAGAAAGAGACCAAACUGUGCUGGACAACCUCACACAAAAGCAUGGUCACCUAUGUUUAUUUAUAUUAGAAGUGCUUUAGACCUUAGUUCAUUCAUUUGCGCGCGCUCAGGUGUAUUCUUUCUCUCGUUUGUCGCUAUGGCACAUAUGCUCUCUGCUGGUGCUAUUCAGGCUGUCGUGCAAGGCCAACAACCUGCAAAUCCAGUUUUACAGAUAUUGAAUAUGAAGAAAAUUCAGGGAAACAAUUCUGGUGGAUCUGACCGGUUCAGGAUGAUAGUUGCCGAUGGCAAGCAGAGCUUGAACGCUAUGUUGGCUACACAGCUGAAUCCCAUGGUUGUCAACAACGAGGUGGAACGUUUUGCUGUUUUUCGUUUAUCUCGCUACGUAACCAAUGAGGUGAAUGGGAGAAGAGUGAUCAUCAUUCUUGGAUUGGAUGUACUUGAAAAGGGCAGUCAAGUGAACAAGGUGUUGGGAAAUCCAGAGAGUGACAAUUUGAAAGGAAAUCAAUCCAGUGUGCAGCAUCAGCCACCACCACAGGCGACUAGACCGAAUCAGUCAAUGCAAGGAGGUAGCACUGGAAUGGGUGGAAAGCCUUCAUCAGGUCCUCAAAACCAGUAUGGAGGAGGUUUUGGUCAGCGACCACCUCAGCAGACUACCAUGGUUGGCAUGAACCGACCAGCUCAAUCAUUUCCAGCUUCAGUGGCAAGCAACAGCCAUCCAACAUCUGCAUUGUCACCAACUUCUAAACGAGUGUUUCCGAUUAGAAGCCUUAACCCAUAUCAAAACAAAUGGACUUUUCGAGCUCGUGUAACCAAUAAAACUAGCGUGCGAACAUGGAACAACUCGCGUGGUGAUGGAAAAGUCUUUUCUGUUGAUCUUCUUGAUGAAAGUGAUGAGAUACGGGCUACUGCUUUCAAUGAGUUGGUUGAUAAAUUCUAUGAUUUGUUGGAAAAGGGCAAGGUUUAUUACAUUUCACGUGGAUCAAUAAAGACAGCCAACAAGAAGUACACAUCGAUCAAAAAUGACUACGAACUAUAUUUCUCUCAUGACACAGUCAUUGAACCGUGCAUGGAUGAAUGCAGCAUGCCUAAAAUGGUGUACGACUUUGUUGACAUCAAGAAAAUUGAAGACAUACCGAAAGACAGUGUCAUAGAUGUGAUUGGUGUUGUGAAGAGUGUGUCAGAUAUUGUUCAGAUUACAGCAAAGUCAAGUGGACGUCAAAUUUCUAAACGUGAUGUACAGCUUAUGGACAGAACGGGUGCUGUAAACGGAACUUUAUGGGGAGACGACGCAGAGAGUUUUAGUGCUCCAGCUAAUGCAGUUGUGGCUGUCAGGGGUGCAAGAGUUUCAGAGUUUGGAGGUCGUUCACUUUCUCUCUCAUCUGGUGGCUCGAUUGCUAUCAAUCCAGAUCAUGCAGCCGCACACCAACUAAGAGGAUGGUAUGAAACUGAGGGAGGUAGAUCUGAUGUCAAGUCUAUUUCUGGCAAUCAGAUGGACAUGAACAGACCCAGUCAGUUCAAACGAUUAUGUCAAAUCAAAGAUGAAAAUCUUGGUCAUGGAGACAAGCCGGACUAUCUCAGUGUGCGGGCAACUGCAGUGUUUUUCAAGAAAGAUAAUUGUCUUUACAAAGCUUGUCCAUUGGAAGACCAGAACUAUAAGGUGGUUGACUUGGGAAAUGGGCAAUACCAGUGUGAGAGACUCAACAGAACAUUUGAUUCGUUCAAGUGGCGAUAUAUCUUGCAGGUAAACAUUAGUGACUUCACUGGUGAACAAUGGAUUACCUGUUUCAGUGAAGCAGCUGAUGCAAUGAUUGGUUACUCAGCACAGGCACUUGGAGAACUUAAAGAAUCAAAUGAGUCUUCCUUUGAUCAAGUGUUUGCUGAUGCCAACUUUGCCAUGUACAACUUGAAACUCAGAGCCAAAGUUGACACUUACAAUGAUGAGCAACGGGUGAAAUGCACAUGCGUCUCUGUUUCUCCUCUUAAUUUCAGGGAGGAAUCAAAGAAGCUGAUCGAUGAGAUUAAACGACUGCAACAGUUAUAAGGACAAGCUAAUUUGAUGUGGGGUUUCAGCAUAUAUUUUGUUGAGAUAAUUGUAAGUUGAUUGGUUAGGACAUGACUGGUGAUGUAAAAUGUAGGCCAGCAGAUUGUGUUGUGUUCUGUUAUACUACACCUAAAGCAUUACAAGACAUUUUCUUUAAUUAAUGAGCAAUUAUUUUAUUGGUGUGAUUUUCUUAACUGAUAUGAUGGUUGGUUGUAGCUACAGUCAACAAAAAGAUUAAUUAACGUAGCUCAGCAAAGUUA
This is a messenger RNA of Corticium candelabrum, 3278 nucleotides long. RefSeq names its product replication protein A 70 kDa DNA-binding subunit-like. The record is from RefSeq and is a predicted model, not a curated record. Gene Ontology annotation, cellular component: DNA replication factor A complex; nucleus. The transcript has 38 exons. NCBI's taxonomy places the organism in Eukaryota, Metazoa, Porifera, Homoscleromorpha, Homosclerophorida, Plakinidae. Gene Ontology annotation, biological process: double-strand break repair via homologous recombination; nucleotide-excision repair; DNA replication. Gene Ontology annotation, molecular function: single-stranded telomeric DNA binding; damaged DNA binding. Bases 1 to 3018 code for a protein of 1005 amino acids.